Messenger RNA from Ictidomys tridecemlineatus (thirteen-lined ground squirrel), 4877 nucleotides. It is a transcript of the gene Lrch1, whose product is annotated as leucine rich repeats and calponin homology domain containing 1. NCBI's taxonomy places the organism in Eukaryota, Metazoa, Chordata, Mammalia, Rodentia, Sciuridae. Gene Ontology annotation, molecular function: protein binding. Gene Ontology annotation, cellular component: cytoplasm. The record is from RefSeq and is a predicted model, not a curated record.
GAGGGAGCAGGCGGAGGAGACACAUGCGCGCUGCCGCCGCCGCCGCCGCAGUCCUUAGCUUCCCGGGGACAGGAAACCUUCAAGACCGAGCUGCCACUGCCGCCUCCCGGUCCGCGCCCCAUUCUGCGCGCUUGGUCUCAGCCUCCUCCCGCACUCCCAGCGUCUUUCGGGGGAGUACAGCAGGGACUCAGCCCCAGCUGCCGUCUUCCCGCCGCGGAAAGCUGUGACCCCCCCGCAGGAGCGGCGGGGAGGGGUGGGGGGCCCGGGAGAAGAUGGCGACGCCGGGAAACGAACCCCAACCUUUCGUCCCUGCCGUCUCCGUUGCUACUCUGCAUCCACAUCAUCAUUCCCACCACCACCACCAGCACCACGGAGGAACCGGAGUCAGCGGCGGGACCGGAGGCGGCGGCGGCGGCAGCGGGGGUUUCAACCUGCCCUUGAACCGGGGUCUGGAGCGCGCGCUGGAGGAGGCGGCCAACUCCGGGGGCUUGAACCUUAGCGCCAGGAAAUUGAAGGAAUUUCCCAGGACGGCGGUCCCCGGGCAUGACCUCUCGGACACCGUGCAGGCAGAUUUAUCUAAAAACAGACUGGUUGAAGUUCCAAUGGAAUUGUGCCAUUUUGUAUCACUGGAAAUUCUUAAUCUGUAUCACAAUUGUAUCAGAGUCAUUCCUGAGGCCAUCAUUAAUCUGCAGAUGCUGACCUACUUAAACUUGAGUCGAAAUCAGCUGUCUGCCCUGCCCGCCUGCCUGUGUGGUCUGCCUCUCAAAGUCUUAAUCGCAAGUAACAACAAGCUGGGAUCACUACCAGAAGAGAUAGGUCAGCUCAAACAGUUAAUGGAGCUGGAUGUGAGCUGCAACGAGAUCACAGCGCUGCCCCCGCAGAUAGGCCAGCUCAAGUCUCUCCGGGAGCUGAACGUCAGGAGGAAUUACCUGAAGGUUUUGCCACCAGAACUAGUAGAUCUUCCCUUGGUAAAAUUUGACUUUUCCUGCAACAAAGUGCUGGUGAUUCCCAUCUGCUUUAGAGAGAUGAAGCAGUUGCAAGUGUUGCUGCUUGAGAACAAUCCCCUGCAGUCCCCACCAGCUCAGAUUUGCACAAAGGGAAAAGUGCACAUAUUUAAGUAUCUGAGCAUACAAGCGUGCCAGAUUAAGACAACUGACUCCCUUUAUCUCCACACCAUGGAGAGGCCUCACUUACACCAGCAUAUUGAAGACAGCAAGAAGGAUUCUGAUUCGGGAGUUGGAAGUGAUAAUGGAGAUAAGCGAUUAUCGGCUACUGAGCCUUCUGAUGAAGACACGGUUAGCCUUAAUGUGCCAAUGUCAAAUAUCAUGGAGGAAGACCAGAUCAUCAAGGAGGACCCGUGCCAUCGCCUUAGCCCCAAUAAAGGGGAAUUUCAUCAGGAAUUUCCACCAGAGCCUUCCCUUUUGGGGGACAACAACAACUCAGGAAAACAAAGACACCAAUUUGCUGAUGGGGCAGAUGUUCUUCAUUCGGGAUUUAUGAACUAUAUUAAGGACAGGGCAGAAGACUGUGAAGAGCUGUUACGGAUAGAAGAGGAUGCCCACUGGCAGACAGAGGGAAUAAUAAGUUCAUCCAAAGAUCAGGACGUGGAUAUAGCAAUGAUUGAGCAGCUGAGAGAAGCAGUAGAUUUGCUGCAAGAUCCCAAUGGAUUAAGUGCAGAUAUUACUGAGAGAAGUGUUUUAAAUCUAUAUCCUAUGGGAUCAGCAGAAGCCUUAGAACUACCAGAUUCUGCACUUAAUGGUCAAAUGCAGCUGGAGACAUCCCCAGUGUGUGAGGUGCAACAUGAUCUAACAUUACAGAGUAAUGGGAGCCAGUAUUCUCCAAAUGAGAUGAGAGAGGACUCUGCCUCUGGCUCUCCUACCACAAACAGCACAGCUCCAUUUGGCCUGAAGCCUCGAUCAGACCCAGCCCUCAUUCUCCCUCCUAUCUCCUUCAACAAACUUACACAGGCACAAACAUGGGACAACUCUAGCUACAGUGUUCCUUCUGAAGGAGACAGUGACAAUGUGUUUCUAAGACCUCAGAGAAAUUUGGAAUCUAUAGACCCACAGUUUACAAUUCGGAGGAAAAUGGAACAGCUGAGAGAAGAGAAAGAACUGGUGGAGCAACUCCGUGAGAGCAUCGAGAUGCGGCUCAAGGUCACACUGCACGAAGACCUGGGCGCGGCCCUCAUGGAUGGCGUUGUCCUCUGCCACCUGGUCAAUCACAUUCGCCCACGGUCUGUCGCAAGCAUCCAUGUCCCCUCACCGGCGGUUCCCAAACUUAGCAUGGCCAAAUGCAGAAGAAAUGUGGAAAACUUUUUGGAAGCAUGCCGAAAACUGGGAGUACCAGAGGAGAAACUCUGUCUACCCCACCACAUCCUUGAAGAGAAAGGCCUGGUCAAAGUGGGCAUCACCGUGCAAGCAUUACUUGAUGUCUCCAUCACGAAGGCUCUGUUCACAUGAGACCAAGUCUUCUCCUCUGGGUCAGCUUGAACUGUUCUCCCAUGGGGAUCUUGGACUCUGCUCCUGGCACCUCUUCCACCCUCUCCCCCACUCGCCACCUGUCAGUUCCCCAACUCUAGUUGCAUUGACAAGGUUUAGUCUCAGGGAGGACUUCCUACCUCUCAGAGCUGACCUCCACCAUUAAGACUUGACAGGUGUUCAUCUGGAAACCAGUGAGGGAGCUGGUGGAGGACUAAGUAGCACAUCAUUGCCUUUCUCCACCUCCGUCACCUUCCAUGCUCACCGACUGCCAUUACCAGAACGCCAAGCACAGCUGUUUUGCAGCAAGACACAUCUGUUUUAUUAAAACCAAACUCGUUAUGGAUUUAGUGGGGGGUGGGGGAGGGGGAUACAAUCAGGUUUUUCACCACCAAAUUUUUCAAGAAGUUUCUUGAGACCAUUGCCUUUUAAAAACUAUUUUCGACAUAACAAAAUAUUUAUAUAAAUAUUAUUUAUUAGUGAGUUGUUAUUCAUCCUUUGGAUGCAAAUUGUAAAUUAGGAAACUAUUUUAUUACUGCUUUUUUGUGGUUAAACACUUUAUUUUAAUAUUAUAAAUAUUGAGUUAUUUUCUAUCCUCUUUGGUGUGCAGUAGAUCUAGGUCUCAAUCAUGUUUUCUGGUGUAUAUGAUUCAGAAAAAAAUUAUUAAGCAAAAAACAGGUGCUUCUGUAACAAAAAAAAACUCUUUCUGGGGAGGCAUUAGUUACACUUUGGUUUGUGGAACAUUGGUCUUAUUUAUAUUUCUGCAUUCCAUUCAGUUUCCUACAUUCCAGCAACCCUACUGUCCCCCAAUACAAUGAACUGACUGAAAUCAAGAGAGCACCCCAAGGUUAUUUGUAAAUAGCUGUGAUGGAUUUAAAACAAAAGACAUAUUAAACUUGAAGAUAAAAUGUGAAAAAUUAUUUUUUUGGAUUCAUACUUCUUUUGCUAUGCACAAAACAUUCACAUUUUAACACAAAAUCAUGAGUGUUUUAGCAUCAUCGGUCUUGAAGUAUAGUUUUGCACUGUGAUUUGUGUAAUUAAGGAGAGUCUAGCACCAAAGGUAGAUACAUGAGGAAAUGGUCUAGGAGAGUGGAGGUGAUUAAAAAAGAUGAUUGUCUAACCAAAAAGUUUUAAGGGAAGUUUCAAUGGAGUGAUCAGAAAUUACUUAAGGCACAUAGGACCUGGAUCAGGAAAUAAGCACUUCUUAAAAUUGCUAGUUUUAAAAGGAAAUGACUCUGAGGGGUAGAUGUGCUCAGUUUCUUAUAACAUAGUUGGUGUUUUUCACAGUAGUCUGGAAAGUUCUGCAAGAUUUGUGGUCUCUGGUGCAAAACCUGAGAAGCCACGUGGGUCGUCAGUGAGCCUGUGGGCAGCUGCACCACAAAGACAGGCGAAGAGGUCAAGUAAGUGGAGUGUGUGAGGCUGUGUGGUCAGGGAGGAAGCAAGUGUGAACAAAACAAGAUGAAAGGAACCACUCAAGGAGAGGGACCAUCUGUGUUAGUCUGAGAUUCACAGAAGGCUUCACAGGUCACAACCACCUGUCAUGCAGUGCCACACAUGUGCACUCCUGCUGCAUCGACAGUGACCCCAGUCACCAAUCUUUCAAAGUUCUGUGAAUGCUGACUGCACUUUCAACCUCUGUGGAAAGUCAUUGGAAGUUUCUAGAGCAGCAGUAGCCAUAUUUGUAGACAUAAAGGUGAAUGCAAAAGAAAAGCCAUCAAGAGGACAGUGUGCGUUGAACACACACCAACAUCAACCAACACCAGGGCCGCCCUCCGUGGGGGAGGGCAGAGGUUUCUGAAUAAGGAAAUUGAGAUUGGCAGCUAGCAAUUAUUACCUAUCAAAUGUACUGUGCACUUUAACCUAACUUAAAAUAUAUUUUAAUAUUUUCCUGUACUGCACAAAUACCUGUUUUGUCAAAUAGUGUAAUGAUGUAAAGAUGAAAGGCAUUUUGAACAAAGAGCGUAUACAAUUUAAGCAACGUUCAAAGGUUGAUGAUGUAAAAAGGAAUUUUGUUGGCUGCACCUUCACGGGCAUUUAGAAUGCAGGGUCCUGAAGUAUUUUUGUACAUGUAUAUAUGGCAACGUGAAGCUCUAUGUAAUCAUUGUUUUCAGAGAUUUUUUUUCAAAAUUAAAAUAUUUCUUUGGAUAUUAAUUUUGGGUAUUUUUUGACGUUGGCUGUAUAAUAAGAAUGGCUUCAGUGUUUUGUAAAAUGGCUUUUUUUUCUUUUAGAUCCAGUUCUUGUAUAGCUAAGAUGUCUACAAGAUCCUUGUAUACUGUUUAUAUGUGCAAUAAAAUGUGCAUGACCAGCUCACAGUACUGAAAGUAGACAGUGUAUAUAGUGCACAUUCCCUCCUUUUAUUAUUUAACAGCCAUUAAAACUUUGAAUCUGUGUGAACCA